AGCGAAGCCUUAACUUCGCCUUCCCCGACCCUCGGCAGUGUUCGGGGGCCCCCCGGCGCAGGGCAGGGGGUGCCCCUGCGGGCCGGGCUGCCCGGGCAGCACAGCAGGAGCGGCGGCGCGGCUGUGCCCGCGGUUGCCAUGCGUGCUUGGCGCGCCGGGGCUGCCCGGGCUCCCGUCGCUCACGGCUCCCUGCACCUCCGUUCCUCGCCGGCUGGGCGGGCGGGACGGGCCGGGCAGGUGCGCGCUGCGGAUGCCGCUGCCCCGCUCGCAGGUGGCGGCGAACCGGAUGCCUUUGGCGGGCAGAAGAUGUGUCAUGGGAAGCAGGCGAGCAGCGGCGGUGCCCUCCCGGCGGCGCGGCGGGUGCUGGCCGCGGCGCUGUGGCUGCAGCUGGCGCUGAGCCUCGGCCCGGGGCUGGCGGCGGGCGGAGGACACUCAUUCUAUUCUGAAGUGGUCACCACUUCUGCUCAGAGAUGCUGCCCCUGCUUUGGCCUUACCUUGUGGAUUCUCCAGGGACUGCUUGUGCCUCCAGGGUUUGAUGACCUGCAAGCAUGUGCAGAUCCUGGGGCUCCUGAACAUGGCUACAAGACACCCAGUGCAGGUGUUUUCUUUGAAAGCGUGGUGGUCCGGUUCCAUUGCCAAGAAGGAUACAGGCUCAAUGGUACUUCCAAAAAAAUUUGUGUGAGACACUUUAAUGGCUCCCUGAGCUGGAAACCCAGUGAUAAACCUGUGUGCCUACAAGAAGUCACAGAUUGCCCUGUUCCACAUGUUGAAGAUGCAGAGGUUCAUAACAAGACAUACAGGACUGGCGAUAAGUUAAUAAUCACCUGUCAUGAAGGAUUCCAGAUCCGUUACCCUGACUUAGACAACAUGGUUUCCAUAUGCCAAGACGAUGGAACAUGGGAUAAUCUACCCAUAUGUCAAGGUUGCCUUAGGCCGUUGGUUCUUCCUCAUAGUUACAUUAACAUUUCUGAGUUCGGGGCCUCCUUCCCGGUAGGAACAGUGGUGUAUUAUCAGUGUUUUCCUGGAUAUAAACUAGAAGGGGCAGAGAUCCUUGAGUGCAUGUAUAACCUUAUCUGGUCACAUAGCCCACCUAGGUGCCUUGAUGUGGAAGUUUGUCCACUACCUCCAAUGGUGAGUCAUGGAGACUACAUCUGCCACCCGCGGCCUUGCGAGCGCUACAACCAUGGGACGGUGGUGGAGUUCUACUGUGACCCAGGUUACACCCUCACCAAUGACUACAAGUACAUCACCUGCCAGUAUGGAGAGUGGUUCCCCUCCUACCAAGUGUACUGUGUCAAAACAGAACAAACCUGGCCAAAUACACAGGAGACCCUCCUGACUACAUGGAAAAUAGUGGCAUUUACUGCUACCAGUGUUUUAUUAGUACUGCUGCUGGUUAUAUUAGCCAGGAUGUUCCAGACCAAAUUUAAGACACAUUUCCUUCCACGAGGCAACCAGGAGGACUCAAUGGGCGACCCUGACUUUGUGGUGGUGGAUGGUGUUCCUGUCAUGCUGCCUUCCUACGAUGAAGCUGUCAGCAGCGGUUUGAAUGUCCUGGCACCUGGAUACUUAGCUGCCGCAGACCAGGGGCAUAUUUUGCAGACAGAAGAUCAGAAUCCGCCUGCUUACCCUGGUCCCAGGAUUCCAGACAUGCAGCCCAGUGAAUUUGAGACCUGUGACAGUAGGUCGGGUUCCUCUGAACUGUUCCAAAGUUUGUACCCAUCCCUGACAUGCCAAGUGGCAGCACUUCCCGGCUCAGAUCGAACUGACAUAUCCCACAGCACUGAUGGGGAUGCUGCAUCCACGAGUCCCCGAAUCAAUAUCACAGAUGAGAUUCCUUUGAUGGAAGAAGACCCUUAGCCUGCAUUGAGUUGUGUCCUUAUCACAUUGUAUUGUUGGGUGAUAUGAAUCAUGAGGAUUCAGAGACAGAAGAGACUCUGUGGAUUUGGGGAGGGUGUUUUCCUGCUUAUCAAUCUUCCAAGCGAUGAUGUCACCAGGUUGGGUGUAUGUCUUAAUCCACAGCGGGAACAACAGCGUCAGCAUUUGGAACUGCAGCAGUUUUAUGAACGAAUCCUGGGGAUUUGAUGAGAGCAGAUGUAGAAAAAGAACUGUGGCUUUUUAGAAGUGAAAUGUAUGUCUGCAUCGCAGAAAGUCAUAUGGCCCUGUAAGAAAUGCUAUUGGAUUAUGACACUAACUGCCUCACAAAAGCAUGUCAAAAUAUGUAAAUUUGCUUAUAAAGACUGCUUUAAAUGAUCUAUGGACCUCUAGUUUAUGAAGAAUCCUUUCAAGUUUAAAAAAUAUCAGUACUGAAACACACACACAAAAAAAGAGGAAAGAUCCUCUUUGACUUUCCUAUGAUAACCAGGAAGUUUUUGAUUUAGUUGUUGGUGAUUUUGCUUCAGACCAUGUCUGUGGAAAAUAUAACAGAAAUUAUGGGAUUCAUAUAUACUUUGAUGUACAAUAGCAAAUAUAUAUAAAUAUAUAUAUAUAUAUAUAUAUAUAUAUAUAUAUAUAUAUAUAUAUAUAUAUAUGUGUGUGUGUAUAUAUAUAUUUAAAAACUCUUAAAGAGAAAGAAAAGGAAAGACUCCCAGGUCACAUAACGAUCUGGAGAUCUUUUUUUAAAGGUAAGGCAGAAUUUAUAUUAUAGACAAUAUUCAAAGUAAAGUAUCAAUAUUUGUAUUUAUGCAAGACUUCUGUGACUACAUUGCAUUUGAUAAAUCAUGCUGUAAUACGAGAGAUUUAGAAGAUGUUAAAAUUAUGAAAUACAUGCUUAAGAAAUGUCAAACUGCCAUGCUUCAACCUUUCUUAAGCACUUAAAUAUAUAUAUAUGAGAGUAAUCUACAGUCAUAGCCCAGAGCACUGCCUUGUCCCUGUACAUUGUGGUAGUAUUCUGAGCCAUUAUUGUAGAAUACUUUCUAAAAAAUAAUAAUAAAGCUGAGUUUCAGUUCUUUUAACUUAUCUGACUAUUGUGUAGUUGGCCUAUUUUCCUUCCUCACUUCUUUCACCAACUCCUACCUGAAGGUAGGAGGUAGCAGAACAGUGAAGGUAGGAGGUAGCAGAACACCUGUCCUGUGGUACUUUCAGCUUUGCAUCCAUUAUCCAGCCGAAAAUGGAGAGAGUGGUUUUGGUUAAGCAGAGCAUACGGAAUGGGUGCAGCAGGGGCACAGCUUCUGCAGGUGCAAUGUGGGUUUCAUGGAGGGUUUUCUCUGCUCUGCAGGCUGUGCCAGAACAUUAUGCUAAAGCCUGUAUGAGGGGUUCACUCCGUGGUUUUACAGGCUAUUUGUUCUUUGUCAGGAAGAUUCCUGGCUGUUUCAUGUACUUACGGAAAUUGGAGCUGAUUUUCUUGUCUUAUUUUUGGUAUUGUGCAGAUGAAAUACCUUAAACUGGCAGUGUUUGAACGAGUAACUCACUGUGUGUUAGUGACAGAGAUUUCCAUCAUGUAGGCUAAUCCAAACCAAAGGGAGAAAUACAACUGAGUUCUGAUUUUAUGUACAAAGUAAAUUAAUAAUAUGUCUGUUGCAGUAAAUAGAGGAUCACUACAAGCUGCUCUGCUAUUUUCUUAUGUUUAUUGAUUUAUUUGUAUUGUGGUAGCAUUUAGUGGUCCCACUCAUGAACCAGGCUAGUGGAAUAAUAGAUGUAACCAUUCAAGAAAAGUGUUUAUUAGCAUCCUGUCAGCAACUGUAUGACAGCAAAAAGCAAAAGCAGACCAAAAGCUUUGGCAAGCAGAAGUAAUUCUGUCAAUUAUCCUAUAGUAAGAUUUUUGAAACACAGUGAUUGGUACUGAAAAAUGAGACAUAUUCCAUUUUAUCCUCCAUCCUUGCUUACACUAUAUUUCCAUUUUUCUUCUGAAUUUUCUCAGUUGCAGCUGCAUGUUCAGGUUUAUCCCACAGAUGUAUCCAUCAGGUGUUUGUACUUUCUUGGCUACCCCUUCCUUUUUAGAUCUCAAGUUUUCCAGAGGUGUUUGCAUGACCAGCUGAUGCUCAGAAUUACCACUGCAACAAACAAGACAAGAGUGCUGUAAAACCAACCCUGAACUGAAGCACACCCCAAGCCUCCUGUCAGUUAUGUGAUUUCAGUUUCAUAAUACCAUUGACAAGUAUUGGACUUACUUUAAAUGCCUUUUAAAAUAUUAUGAAAUCCAUCUUUUCUGGUCUUUUAGCAGCCUGUGAAAUUUCAUCCCUUACUAAUUUUUUUUGCUUCCAUUUAUUAAUUUCUAUGGAAGCUUCUUGAUUAAUAUUUGGAGCUCUGAGGUUUUACAGAUUCACACUGCUGUGUGUAUUGUAUUGCAGUCAUUUUAUUAAGGGAGACAGAUGUGGUAAUUGAAGAAAUGUAAGUUUAUGACUUAUUAGAACAUUUUUAUUUUAAGAAGUGCAGAAUUGCAAAUACUCUAGAAAAGAUUAAUAUAUUAAUUUUGCUUGAUAGCCUUUUGAUAGGACUGUGCCAAAUACAAUUUUUAAAGGGUUUUACCAUUUAAAGAGUCUUAACAUUUUUUGCUGAUGUUGGAUAAAACUUCCUGAAAGGCUGUUUUUGGGGGGGAUUAUUUGUGUGGUUGAGUUUGGGUGUUUUGCAUGCUUGAAUAUCAGGGGAAAAAGAGAGAAUUUUUUUCUCAUGCUAUUUUUUUCCACAUAGGGCUUGAAUUUUCAUGAGAGAACUGCCUGCCUCUGGAUCCACACCUGUGUCCCAGCCCACAAAGUGACACCCUGGGCUGGGGGCUGCCCCCAGGUGCCCCCAGUCUGCCCAGCAACCUGGACACCCUGGAGAACUCCACAGCUCUCUGGCCUAAGACCUCAGGAUGUUUUCAGGGCCUAAAGAGACAAGAGGGCUGCUAUGACCACAGCAGAAUUUUCACUGUGUAAAUGAGACCAGAUGGGAGGAUGAGCAUAUCUUAUGCAGAUCAUAAGCUGUUUUCCCUUGAACUAACUGGAUGUAAAUUAAAACAGAUCCAGGAAAACACUUGUUGGUGAGGUGUUAGUGAAGAUGUGGCACCCCAUGUGCCUUCAGCAGAGAGAAAAUUGGUGUGUACUGAGAACUCCAGGAAUGAAAAACAAGAACUGGCUUCACCUUGCCAAUAUUUCUAAAAAUGAGAAAAGAGGAGAAGUGAGCAAUGUGUCAGCCUUGAGCACUGACUUAUGAACAGGGGCUUGACAUGCACAGUGCUGGGUGAAGGGUGGGGAUUCAAGGUCUCCCAGGAGUCCUGCAGGGAGUGAGUCACAACCUGGGCAUGAGUCAACAGAACCUGGCUGUUGUGAAAAUGUUAAAUGUCAACACAGGAGUGUUUACACAGAACUGUAACUUAUAAAAUGCAUGAAGCAAUCGUUCAGCUGCACUCAGCACUAGUAAGGCCUCAGCUAGAGCAGUUUGUCAAAUGUUGAGCAAUUUUUUUCCUCUUCAAGGGGAACGGGGUGCAGCUGGAUGGCAGCCAAGCAGAAAGAAUCAAGCAGAGAGAAUUUGAAGAACCUGUCCUGACCUCACAGAUUACAUAGUGUUCAGUGUGAACAAUGGGAGACCAAAGAGAACACAGAAAUUCAGUUUUCUGUAAGAAAUGUAUUUUGCAAAGAUGGAAUUUAUCCGUAUAAGUAGGACAAGAAUAGUAGACUUAAUUGAGGCUUGAGAGAAUUAGGUUAGAUAUUAGAAGAAACAUUCUAGUCACAGGAAUGGUUACUAGGAAAGAGAGAUGAUCUGAAGAAGCUGUAAAAACCUCUGAGAUAUUUUUUAAGACUGUUUUAAAUAAGUAGAAGCCAGGAAAACAUUGGGGGAGAUGCACAAUAUGAAUUUUGGGGUCCCUUCUCAUUCUGUCUGCAUGAUUCCCAGCUUGUGAGAACUAAACUUGGCUGAUGCCAAAUUUUGCCCAUAGAUUAAUUCCAAAUUGAUGGUACUGGGCACACUGGUCAGUGCUCAUCAAAACUACAGCCAGAAAUACUCUCUAUUCCACAAACAAAAGCUUUCAUGUAGCAUGGGCUGAACUCCAAUAAAAUCCUGUGAAUUAAA
Molecule: messenger RNA, 5988 nt
Organism: Passer domesticus (house sparrow)
Lineage: Eukaryota; Metazoa; Chordata; Aves; Passeriformes; Passeridae
Gene: SUSD4
Product: sushi domain containing 4
Exons: 10
Coding region: 139-1860 (573 amino acids)
Biological process (GO): negative regulation of complement activation, classical pathway; negative regulation of complement activation, alternative pathway
Source: RefSeq, a predicted model, not a curated record